AGCGAUUACCACGUAGAGCGCUAUUCUGAGUAUCUGUAUUUUAGAAGGCAUACCGUGUACUGCGUAGUUGUACCCUGCUCAGCCAGUGUUAUUGAUUGCUGUUAGCUUUUAGCAGUUUUCAUAUCAUUUUUAUUCCCUUGUUUUGGUUGUUAAUUUGUUAUAAAAUUCUUUAAAAAUCCAAGUAGUUCGUAUCUGCCACGCCGGUAGUGAUAGUGGCCAAUGCCAUGGACGACUCAGCGAUCCAAUACGUCCCGAAUCCGCUGCAUAUGGUCCGCUCUCGCUCUUGUAGUGAUUUUUUCGCGUUUGACUCUGCUUUCGAUGAUGUAAUGAGAAAAGCUGUGGGGAAGAGCGCAUAUGUCAAGCGUUUCAAGCCCCUCAUACGACGGUUGGCACUGCUAUCUUUCGUCCGCAUCCUGCUAAUAUGCACACCCUUUGGCGUCGAAUUUAUGCGAGCCGAUUCUUUCUACAAGCGUGAAAACCAGGAACCUGUACACCAAGAGCAGUCAAACCAGACGCCAUUCCUCCUGGAGCAUCUUCCUAUCGCUGUGGUCGGGUGUGUUGCCUUCUCUCUUGCCGAUUUCGGCAGUGCUGUCUUCCUGUGGUAUAGUGCGCGAAAGAUGCGUGGUCAGUGGUUCCUGUCGGCAGCGAAUAUGGGCGACGGCCUGUCGGUUACGGUCGGUUGGUUCGAAAGCGACGACUUAAUAUUGACCCUGGGACUGUAUUUGACGUCCGCCAUUCUGGCCACCGUUAGCAUAAUGAUCUCGGUGGGAAUUAUCGAGCUGUAUUCUCCUGGAUUGUUCAUAUCUCUCUGGUGGCAUGUUGGCUAUGCUCUCUGGAAUUAUAAUACCGUGGACAUACCGGACCGGGUCGAAGUGCUACUGGUUAUUCUGCCCUGUGUCGGCUUAGCGGUGUUCGGCUUGAUUACCGCUUGGCAGUGUCGCCGAACCAUUCUGCAGUUUCGGGAAAUUUGCUGGGCCGACGGCCACGACAAUGAUGAUGCUGAUCUAUGGAUUGUGAUUGAACGAGUUUGCUACCGUUUACUGGAUCUUGUCGACUGGCUGGUCAUGAUGGUGGGAUAUAUCAUCUUUGUCCUGCUGCGCCGGAAAGAAGUCUUCUGUGUUAAUGACUAACCCACUUGAUUAACCAACUCAAUUAACGACCGCAUCUUCUCCAAUCUCAUUCUCCGAUCCGGCCUUCCGAGACAUUACCUUAUUACCACAAUUCUUGCAAGCUAAUGUUUAGGACAAUGUCUGUCAAUGUUUUUCUAGUUAUUUGCUAUGUACUUAUUCGUCUGAAAAUGGGCACCUCUGAUAUUCACGUCUCUUCCGGUAUGUACAAAGUACAAACCCGGAC
Messenger RNA from Paramacrobiotus metropolitanus, 1353 nucleotides. RefSeq lists its product as uncharacterized. NCBI's taxonomy places the organism in Eukaryota, Metazoa, Tardigrada, Eutardigrada, Parachela, Macrobiotidae. The coding region runs from base 225 to 1130 and encodes 301 amino acids. The record is from RefSeq and is a predicted model, not a curated record. The transcript is spliced from 2 exons.